This is a messenger RNA of Ilyonectria robusta, 612 nucleotides long. RefSeq names its product B-cell receptor-associated protein 31-like-domain-containing protein. The transcript is spliced from 4 exons. NCBI's taxonomy places the organism in Eukaryota, Fungi, Ascomycota, Sordariomycetes, Hypocreales, Nectriaceae. Gene Ontology annotation, cellular component: endoplasmic reticulum membrane; endoplasmic reticulum. The record is from RefSeq and is a predicted model, not a curated record. Gene Ontology annotation, biological process: intracellular protein transport; endoplasmic reticulum to Golgi vesicle-mediated transport. The coding region runs from base 1 to 612 and encodes 203 amino acids.
AUGACGCUCUACUACACCCUCGUGUUUAUUCUGCUCGUCUUCGAGAUGCAGCUGUUCAUGCUCCUGAUCGUGCCGCUGCCCUUCAACGCCAAGCGCAAGAUCUUCACCUUCAUCUCCGAGAAUCCAAUUGUCGCCAAGAUACAGUAUUGGAUGAAGAUUACAUUCAUCUUCAUUCUCAUUCUCUUCAUUGACAGCGUAAACCGUGUUUACCGCGUCCAGCUUGAGCUCGCGGCUGCCACCGAACAGGCCAAGAAGGGAGGUCCCGGUGUCAUGGGCCACGAGCGUCUCGAAGUCCAGGCUCGCAAGUUCUACUCCCAGCGCAACAUGUACCUCUGUGGCUUCACCCUCUUCCUCUCCCUCAUCCUGAACCGCACCUACGUCAUGAUCAUCGAUGUCUUGCGCCUUGAGGAUAAGAUUCGCGAUUACGAGAGCACCAACAAGGACGCUAAGGAUAGCGAGCAGGUCGCUGCCCUUAAGAAGGAGCUCGAGCUCAAGGACUUGGACCUUCAGACUCUCAAGAAGCAGAGCCAGCAGCUCCACAAGAGCUAUGACGAGCUUAGUGACAAGUACUCUGCCACCCAAGAGGAUGGUGAGGGUAAGAAGGCCAAAUGA